This is a messenger RNA of Plasmodium gallinaceum, 648 nucleotides long. It is a transcript of the gene CYP24, whose product is annotated as peptidyl-prolyl cis-trans isomerase, putative. The coding region runs from base 1 to 648 and encodes 215 amino acids. Gene Ontology annotation, molecular function: peptidyl-prolyl cis-trans isomerase activity. The record is from RefSeq and is a predicted model, not a curated record. Gene Ontology annotation, cellular component: intracellular membrane-bounded organelle. NCBI's taxonomy places the organism in Eukaryota, Apicomplexa, Aconoidasida, Haemosporida, Plasmodiidae. Gene Ontology annotation, biological process: protein folding; protein peptidyl-prolyl isomerization. The transcript has a single exon.
AUGAAAAGUAAUAAAAAUAAUAAAGAUAAUGAAAAUAAUGUAAAUAAAAAGAGUGAUCAAUUGGGUUUAGAAGGAAAUGAUGAAAAUAGUAUUAUUCCUUAUUAUUUAUCAAAUUUAUUAACAAAUGCAUCAAACCCAGUUGUAUUUAUGGAUGUAAAUUUAGGUAACCACCUUUUAGGAAGAUUUAAAUUUGAAUUGUUUCAAAAUAUUGUUCCCAAAACAAGUGAAAAUUUUAGGCAAUUUUGCACAGGUGAAUUUAAAAUAAAUAAUUUGCCUGUUGGUUAUAAAAAUACUACAUUUCAUAGAGUAAUAAAAGAAUUUAUGAUUCAAGGGGGAGAUUUUGUAAAUUAUAAUGGUAGUGGGAGUUUAAGUAUAUAUGGAGAAAAUUUUGAAGACGAAAAUUUUGAUAUAAAACAUGAUAAGGAAGGAUUAUUAAGUAUGGCUAAUAGUGGCCCUAAUACAAAUGGUUGUCAAUUUUUUAUUAUUACAAAAAAAUGUGAAUGGUUAGAUGGAAAAAAUGUUGUUUUUGGUAGAAUUAUAGAUAACGAUUCUUUGAUUUUACUUAAAAAAAUAGAAAAUGUUUCCGUUACCCCAUAUAUUUAUAAACCUAAAAUUCCUAUUAAUAUUGUAGAAUGUGGAGAACUAUGA